UCUCAGAUGCACAAUAACUUUCGUGUGAUACUAAAUGUGGGUCUACACGUGGUUUCACACAUGCAUUGAUCAGUCGGCCAUAAAAGGUGCAACAAUGAUUCCAAACUGUGCUUGUUCUCCACCAGCUGCCCGAGUGCUAUGAAAUGGAUUAGUAUUAGCUCUAAUUACCAGUCAGACACAAAGCUGCCAAAUCCUUACGUAAUGUUGACCUAACCUGUGGGAUUACAGUCUGAGCAACGUAUGGAAAAGCUGCUCUAAUUGGGGACGCGCAGCUUUCACGGGUGGCUACAGUUCGGAGGCCUUUUGUGAUGGCGUAGCUUGACAGUUUUGGCGUCUUUCUGGACUCGUGCAUCGUUGGUGAGUCUUAGAACAGUUGGCAUCCGCACUAUAGCACCCUUGGGUCCCAUCUUCUACAGAAAAACAUGGGCCCGCUGGUGCUUUCCCCUCUUAUCUAUCCCUCGUUUGGGGACACGGCAAAGCAGCGAGUGGUUGAAAAGGCGCGGCGUUGACCACAAAAGGAAGUGUUGGAGUCCCAUCAGCUCGUCCAAGGCAGCGGCAUUGUUGUCUUCGAGGGAGGCCUGCUGUCACUGCGGACCUGUUUUUUUGCGUGUGAUGGAAAGCUCCGUCGGAGGGGGGGACGUCCUGCGGCGUUCUUCAGAGAUUAGACCUCUCGCCCGUCAUGGCCGUUGCUGCUCCAGCCCAGAUAAAGAGCUAUCGGCCUUGCAGACGCGUUAGAGACUCCCAACUGAUUCCAGAUAAUGGCCGUAACAUUCACUAUUGGGGCGAUGCGGGUUUUUGGACGUCAGAAGGGCACUCGGUGUGAGUUGGGUGCAGCCGCUGGGCUUCGGAAGCCUUUCGUGGGCUUCGUCUGUACAUGAAGAAAAAAAGGUCGUUCUGUUCACAACUUGUCAGAAGUUUGAAUGCUUCGCAAAAGGCCGUGUGGCUCGGUUUGGCUUUUAUAACAGCGUGUAUGUCAUGGAGCAGAGGAAUGUUUGUAAUUAUGUUAUAAACCUCGCCCAUUUAAAGAACUCAGCCCAGAUUUAUGGGAUAAAAACAAAACAAAACAUAAUGCCAGAGUAUGAGAAAGAUGACGAAUUGUUGUGAUUCUCCGUCACGAGAAGGGAGGUUGUUUAGGGCUCAGAGUCCAGAAUGUCAGGCCAGGAAAAAAACAACAUAAUUUACAGUUUUCAAUUUGUGUAAACAUGAUGUGAAAGACGGUUGUAGUUUUUGCCAAUUUCCUUUCUUUUGGGUGAUUUUUUUUUCUUUUCUUUUUGGCGUCUGCACCCUCCACCGAGCCAUCACUGUUAAUAUAUGAACAAUGGUUUCCUCCACCGCCGCGUGUGCCCGGUUAUCUCUGCUGUGGGCCGCAGACCUGCCUGCUCGAUGGUCACACACAACAGCACAAGCUGGCCUGACCCGCUGCGGCUCCAGGCUCUGAUCCGAUCUUCUCCUCAAGGACACGACCCAAAGCUGCCAGACGUCCUCGAACCGCGUUGAUCUUUGCCGGGGGAAAAAAAAACACACACUUUUUAAGUUGUUUUCUCGACGCGAUGCGAGUCAGUAAUGGGAACCGUACGCUGAAAGCAAACACCUCCUGCAGUGUGUCAGCUCCCUCAAGGUCUUGUGAUUCUGCACCCCCCCCACUCCACCCGCAACCGCUGAUGUCGCCGCUUUUGUUUCCCACGGUGUCUCAUCUUCUGCACACAGCGCUCGUUUGUUUCACACACACACACACUCUCUCUCUCUCUCUUUAUCUCGGCCAUUAAAACAUCCUCUGACCCACGACCGGCUUGCGUCCGCUGCACUUUGCUUCGAAACCCCCUUGCUGACGUCACCUCGGGUGGAACGGAUCGAGAACCCGGACCCUCUGCGCCGUGUGCACACUCGCAUCUCUGGCUAAUCAGCCGCGUACUGUAACCGCGCAGCAGCGCUAAUGCGAAAAGGGGUUGUUUUGAUAACCGCAAGGUCAGCUAUUCUCAGCCGGCCCCUGAGGAUUCAAUUACACAACUUUGACUUUGCUCUAUUCCUCUUUGUGUGCUCCAGUGUGGAACACUUGGAGGAAACUCGCUCUCUCAGACGACUGAUAAUCCCCGCGUCGACAGGCAGGAACAAAACAAGGAUUGGCGCCGGAGAGUGAAGAGCAUUCCCGGGAGGAGUUGAGGGCCGCCGUCUUAACCGUUUUUUUUUUUUUUUAUGAGAAACCAGCGUGUCCACGCCCUGCCGGUCAAGAUGGACGCCAGCUUUUCUUGCCCUCGCUGGAAAAACUUGGAAGAAAGAUGUGUGUCGCCAUGGUGAUCAUUUUCAAGAAAACACUGGAAAAAAAGGGCGCCGAUGUAACAUCCAAAAGUACAGAUUUGGGCCCGUUCCAGGCACAGACCAUGACCCAGGGAACUGCCCUUUUCUCUUGUGGACUCAUGGAGACAAGCCGGUGGCGCGAGUUGGGUCACAGCUGCGCUGUACAGCCGAGGCCGGUCGGCACCAGCCUGGAGAGCCUGUGGGACGUCCUGCCCGAGGUGCACGAGAGCUCCGCCCACUGGGACUGGGACGUCGGCUCCACUUCGACCACCAUCACCAGCCUGUUGCGCGACCUCAGCCUGACCGAGGCCGGGUCCUCGCACUCCACCGCGCCCCCCAGCAAGCGGCAGUGCCGCUCCCUGUCUUGCUCGGAGGAGCUCGCCGGCUGCCGCUCGCCCUGGCGCCCGCAGGGCUCCCGCGUGUGGACGGCGGUAGUGAAGCGGCGGUGCCACAGCGGCGGCAGCGUCCAGCGCGGCGGGGGCGGCGCGGCCCACGCGCAGCCGGCCUUCCCGGCCGUGCAGCGCAGCUCCAGCUUCAGCCUGCCUGCCCGCGCCAACACCCCCGGCGCUCUCCCCUGCCCCCCGGCCUUCCGAGGCCUGACGCCGUCCUCCUCCACGACUCCUCCCUCGGAGCCCUCGGCGCUGCCCCCCUACCUCUCUCACGAACCGAUCUGCCUCCCCGAGCCCCGCGGACCCUCGCCGGCCAGCUCCCCGGACUCCACGCCGGAGCUGGAGCGCCGCGGCGGCGUGGGCCUCGCCCGCAGUCGCUCGCAGCCGUGCGUCGGCGUGAAGCGCAGGAGGCCGGCCUUGGACCUGGCCAAGAUGAGCGAGAAACCCUGCAGCUUCCACAGCCUCGGCUACCCAGGAGUCGCAGGCGAAGACGUCUCCGCGGGCGGCCGGGCGGCGGUGAGCGAGCCGUCGGAGCCCGCCGCCGCCGAGGAGGAGGUGAACUGGUCGCCGGGCACGACCAACGGGAAGGACAGCGAGCCUCUGUGGGCAGGGCGGUGCAGCAUGAGGAAGGACGUGCAUCAACUCGGAGGCGAGAUCGACAUCGAGCAAAUCGAGAGGAACUGAGCUGAGGGGACCAAAAGUUGAUCGGCAGGUGGAACAGCAAGCAGUACCGGUAGUCUUAAGUAAAAGCAAGUGGAAAGCUGAUGCAGCAACAGCGUUCCAGCACUAGUUUCUUUUUUUUUUUUUCCCCAAAGGAGAAAUUGAGCAGAAGUUUUUGGAGGCUUUGUGUAGUAAGAAGCUACUCCCACACUGUGCGUUAUCUCAACCGUGUCUCAGAAGAACAUGGAAGUAUGGAAGGACUGAUUCUUGGGUGGAGAUGAUGGAUCUGAUGAAUAUAACAAGUAUAUAUUGUUUUUGGCUUAGAGAGACUUCGGGGGGGGUUUAACAUUUCGCCGUAACCCCGAUUACCUUCAUUGUAUUGCGUUUGGAGAGAAUUCACAGCAGGUUUGUAUCAAUUCUCUGCACUAGAAAGAGUUUCCGUUCCUCUUCAAUAGCACACGAGUACAUGAUGGACAGAAAUGAAGACUACUUAGUAAAGUAAAGCCCCUUUCACUUACUGAGCAACGAGCCGCAGCCACACACAACCUGUAAAGUAUAUUAAAGAGCUUAACAUUUCACACAGUAACAUCAGGCUUCUCUCUGAGAUGAGUUUGUGUGAGAAGAGCUUUGUGAUUCUAAUAGUGUUAAUAUUCUUUUUACAAUUUGUAAUUACAAAGUUAUGUAAAACAUGAGCAUAUUUCUAUACAAAUAAAACACAGUUUUAAAUGUG
Molecule: messenger RNA, 4074 nt
Organism: Gasterosteus aculeatus aculeatus (three-spined stickleback)
Lineage: Eukaryota; Metazoa; Chordata; Actinopteri; Perciformes; Gasterosteidae
Source: RefSeq, a predicted model, not a curated record